AUGGCGGCGACCAGUGCGGCAGUUGACCAGCGGGGUCAUCGCCGGAACAAGUCGUCUUCGGUCCUCAAGUCUAUUAUUGUGCCAAAGAACCACAGGCGUUCGCCGUCCGAUGGCACCACGCUAAGCAAUCCGACGCCAUUGCUGCUGCCAGACCAUCCGCGCAGCCAAGUUCGAUCUGCAGCCCGGACGCAGAAUAUUCCUAGCAACCCGUCGACGCCGCGCAAGUCUCAGGAAGUGAAGCAAAGCCCUGCCAAGGGACUUCACAAGAAGACCCUCAGCACAGUGUCCCUGCGAUCGCUGGGAAAGGAUAAGGAUAGAGACACGAUGAAGGGGAAGCAGUCAAGAGAGCCGAGCCGGGUAAGGGAAGAGACGAGGGUAGCAGAGAAGCCAAAGAAGACAAAGUCUUCUACCAACCUCGCUGCCAUGUUCCAGAAGGCCAAGUCGCCCAAGGCUGGAAAGCGAACGCCCACACAGAAAGACAAGGAGAACACGACGCCGCCCAGCUCCUCCAAUGCUGCUGCUCCGGUCCAGACUCCCAUCUGGGCUCAGUUCAGCAGCCAGCCCUUCCAGGAAGUCACUACAACCAGCAAGGUCCCUCUCAACGACCGGCGAAGUAUUGAGCAGGAAAUCCGCCUCUAUACCCCGGCUGACUACUCCCCCUCCAAACAGCGCAACUUCUUCGACUAUGGUCAGCCCUCGCUGCAGAAGCGGCCAGUCAUCAAAGAGCGACCGAAGUCCACGAUCCUGUCUACCAGUGCGUCUGCCACCUCUUUGUUCGAGACACUCUCACGAAAGAUGAAUAAUGACAGAGUUCCACUUUCGGACUCAAGGGGGAACGAGGGGCGGUCAAACGGUGCCUCUCCUCCGAAGGGCGCUACAACACGAAGCAUGUUAAAGCGCACUAGCUCCGAUGGCCACAAAUCCAAAGAGAGGACGACGGCGAAGCAACAACCCAGUCCGCCGAAGAAGGGCAAUCGAGUCAUGGCUGCCGUCGCUGCUUUUAACGGAAGAAAUAGGGAGCCACAGGCUGGUACGCCACAAGUCAAACUCGACCGGAAAAUCGUCGAGGCCGAGUUUGAAGCUGUUCUAGAAUCGAGGAACAUCCCGCAACACCAACGAGCCCAAAUGCGAACUCUCAAACUCGAGGUCAAGGCCGACUUUGUCCGCACUCACAAACUCGAUACUCCACAGUCAGGCUCUCGGGCAACAUCAGCGCAUUCCUCGGUCGGUGGAACUACCGGAAAGAAAUCAACAAAGUCGACUCUGAGCAGGUCCGCUAAAUCUCGGGAAGACUCGGAUGGAGAAGAGGUCGCACCAUUAGAGGCUACUACCUUGGAGACCUCUUCUAAGCGUAGUCGACCACGAAGCAGAACGUUUACAUUCAGCAAGGGUGACUCGCCCCUAAAGAAGCAAAAGGCCGAGGCUGCUUUGAACGAGAGAAAGUCGUCCAAGCCGAAUCCGAUCCCGAAGUCUCCUUCCUCAAGAUCGCUCAUCUCCAAUGGAUCCCAACGGUCCAUCUCAAAGGGUCAAAAGGCCACCACGCCUGAUGAGUUUGUGACAUAUAUGCAAAAGACCCAGAAACCGCAGCAGGUGGAGGUAGGGAAACUCCACAAGCUUCGACUUCUCCUUCGCAACGAGACCGUGGAGUGGGUUGAUGACUUUAUGAAAGAGGGCGGAAUGAGUGAAUUGGUCAGUCUACUCCAUCGGAUCAUGGAGGUUGAGUGGCGCGAAGACCAUGAAGACCAAUUACUCCACGAAGUCCUCCGGUGUCUUAAGGGUCUCUGCACAACCGACUCAGCCCUUAAACAACUUGCGGAGAUUGCACCCACGCUUUUCCCUGCCUUGCUUGCGAUGUUGUUUGAUGAGGAACACAAAGGACCUAGCGAUUUCACUACCCGCGAACUUAUAGUUCAGCUCCUCUUCGCUCACCUCUCUGCCGCGUCGGAGCUUGAUCUACCUUCUCGGGCCACUGAACUUCUGAAGUAUCUCAAGGAUCCCGUCAAAGAGAAGCACUCGUCAACCGUUCCUUUCAUUCUCCAAAUGCACCAACCCCGUCCAUACCAGGUAUGGUGCAAAGAGAUAACCAACGUCACCAAAGAAGUUUUUUGGAUCUUCAUUCACCAUCUUAAUGUCAUUCCACUACCCCAAACACCUACCAGCGCUGAACCAAAGUCAUACACGAAGACUCACUUCCCUGGCCCUCGAGCUAUUGUGCCUGCUGCUCCUUAUGUCGGUGGAGUUGAGUGGGAUGCCACCAACUACAUAGCCACUCACCUGGACCUCCUAAAUGCUCUCAUCGCCAGUCUCCCGACCAAGGACUCCCGCAAUACCCUCCGCAACGAAUUCAAAGUCUCCGGGUUUGAGAAACUGAUGGGCCAUCUUCGGGCCUGUAAUCCAAAGUACUACGGCGCUGUUCACGAUGCGGUAAAGCUGUGGAUUGCCGCUGCAUCAGAAGACGGAUGGGAUGUUAAGCCUGUCCGCAUGGGUCCUAGUGAUGGUAAGCCUCCAGGAAGCCCGGUCAAGAGCCCCAGCAAGAGCCCGAAGAAAGUUGAGAAAGCUCCACAAAUCCAAGCGCCUAAGAUGGAUCUGGGGUUUGACCUAAAUUUAGAUAUGAAGUUUGAGAAGGAGGUUGGGGUGGUGGGAAAGAAAGAGAAGGAUGAUGAUUGGAUUUGA
Molecule: messenger RNA, 2673 nt
Organism: Lindgomyces ingoldianus
Lineage: Eukaryota; Fungi; Ascomycota; Dothideomycetes; Pleosporales; Lindgomycetaceae
Exons: 2
Coding region: 1-2673 (890 amino acids)
Biological process (GO): actin cytoskeleton organization
Molecular function (GO): small GTPase binding; actin binding
Source: RefSeq, a predicted model, not a curated record